This is a messenger RNA of Toxotes jaculatrix (banded archerfish), 1933 nucleotides long. It is a transcript of the gene fuca2, whose product is annotated as alpha-L-fucosidase 2. Gene Ontology annotation, cellular component: lysosome. Bases 71 to 1501 code for a protein of 476 amino acids. The transcript is spliced from 7 exons. Lineage: Eukaryota; Metazoa; Chordata; Actinopteri; Toxotidae. The record is from RefSeq and is a predicted model, not a curated record. Gene Ontology annotation, biological process: glycoside catabolic process; fucose metabolic process. Gene Ontology annotation, molecular function: alpha-L-fucosidase activity.
GGUCCAAAACGAAACUCGUUAAAAUGUAUCUCUAACAUCUUUAAUCGAGUUCGCUUCCUUAUCCUGUCAUAUGCUGCUGUCACCUGAUUCAUACACCAGGAUCAGUUUGUCACGGCAGGUGAUUCGACCUGAAAUGGGAGGUUUAACAGUGGUUUCUUUGCUUUUAUCGAUGCUGCUGAUCGGCUCCAGCAGAGCCAAAUACGAACCGAACUGGAAAUCCAUCGACUCCAGACCCCUGCCGGAGUGGUACGACCAGGCCAAAUUUGGGAUCUUCCUUCACUGGGGGGUUUUCUCUGUCCCGAGCUUCGGCAGCGAGUGGUUCUGGUGGUACUGGCAGAAGCAAAAACUAAAGCCGUAUGUUGACUUUAUGCAGAGGAAUUAUCCUCCAGACUUCAAGUAUCAAGACUUUGCACAACAGUUCACGGCUGAGUUCUUCGAUGCCAAAGAAUGGACAGAUAUCUUUGUCUCAUCUGGAGCAAAGUAUAUCGUCCUGACUACAAAACACCAUGAAGGUUUCACACUGUGGGGCUCAAAAAAUUCCUGGAACUGGAAUGCAGUGGAUGUUGGACCCAAAAGAGACCUGGUGGAGGAAGUGGCCAGUGCCCUCCGUGCUAACAGUGACCUACGUUUAGGGCUGUACCAUUCCCUCUUUGAGUGGUUUAAUCCGCUCUUUGAACAGGAUGCUGCCAAUUUUUUCACUACAAACUAUUUCCCCACCACCAAAACACUGCCCGAGCUUUAUGAGCUCAUCGUCAAGUACAAACCAGAGGUGCUGUGGUCUGAUGGGGAUGGAGAUGCACCGGACAAAUACUGGAACAGCACAGGUUUCUUAGCCUGGCUCUAUAAUGACAGUCCAGUGCGAGACACAGUGGUGACAAACGAUCGGUGGGGUUCUGGCUCCAUCUGCACCCACGGUGGAUAUUACACCUGUGCCGAUCGCUACCAGCCAGGACACCUGCUCAAACACAAAUGGGAAAACUGCAUGACCAUCGACACAAAGUCCUGGGGUUACAGACGUAAUGCUCCGCUCAGUGACUACCUCACCAUAGAGCAGCUUGUGGCGACAUUAGUAGAGACUGUGUCUUGUGGGGGAAACCUGCUGAUGAACGUCGGCCCCACACACGACGGACGAAUCUCUCCAAUCUUUGAGGAGCGUCUGAGGCAGAUAGGUCAGUGGCUGAAGGUGAAUGGGGACGCCAUCUACAACACAACAGCAUGGCGGGCUCAGAACGACAGCGUCACUCCGUCAAUCUGGUACACAUCCAGACCACAGGAGAAGGCCAUCUUUGCCAUUUUACUGGAGUGGCCCAAUAAUGGAUCUGUGAUUCUACAUGAACCAGUGGUUACACAAGGACAGACUCAGGUGGUGCUUCUCGGUCACGGGUCUCUGCAGUGGGAGCCUGUAAAGCCCAGCGGACUGCGGGUUCUACUGCCCCAGCUGUCUUUCAGCCAGAUGCCAUGCCAGUGGGCCUGGACACUGAGGCUGACAGGUGCCACGUAAAGGGAAACCAGAUCACUUGAAGAGGAACAGACAGAGCUGGAGGCCCAGAGGAAGAACCAGCAUUUUACGUUUAAAUCACUGAAACACAACCUGUGACAUAAAUCAAAUUUAUCUGUACUGAAAUGGGUGUAAAUCUGAGGGUAAGGAAAAAAAAAUAUUUGCACUGUACUGUCUGUAAUGGACACUCAUGUAUUUUAGUUUUAAAAUGUUUUUUUAAAUCAAAUACUCGUGCAGGGAAAUAAAGAAUAAACAUAAUCAUUGUUUUUAUCAAGGUUUUCUAACUUUGAGACCUAAAAGUCAUUUUCACAUUUUUCUACACUGCUGUAAUUAUUGCACGUUUUGUGAUUUCUUUGACAUCUGUAGCACUGAUGAAUGUGUUAAUGUAUGUUUUAUAUAUGAAGGAAUGUUCAAAUAAAAUUAAUGAAGCUUUCA